This is a messenger RNA of Prorocentrum cordatum, 488 nucleotides long. The record is from the annotation of a GenBank genome assembly. NCBI's taxonomy places the organism in Eukaryota, Dinophyceae, Prorocentrales, Prorocentraceae.
AUGCGGGCCCCGCCAGUGGCCGUGGACUCCGAGCCGCAGCCGGAGCAGCCGCCGCCGGGAACUUCGCGGGACUUCGACGCAUGGCGCGCCGACGGGAAGGCGUGCUCUCUCAGCCUCCUGCUUGACGCCUACAGCGGCGGCGGCGCGGCCAAGGGCGAAAGCCCGACCGCCGCCCCUCGCGACGGGCAGGCGCGUUCCCUCAGUCUCGUGGCCGUGGCCGACAGCUACAGGAGCAGCGGCGGCAUGUCCACCAGCGACGCCUGCAGCCUCGGCGGCACGUCCACGGCCGAGGGCCCAGCCGCCGGCGAGGGCCCGCCGGCUGCCUCCGCAGCCGCCCGCCCCCACGCGGAGGCCGCCGCGGGGCUCCGCCGCCCGCCCUGCGGCAGCGGCCGCGGCGAGCUCCGCAGAGCGCGCGCGUUCAGGACGACGAGCAGCCGCAGCAGCAGCAGCAGCAGCAGCAGCAGCAGCAGCAGCUCCGGCAGCGGCAG